AUGGACAACCUGGCUCUUACCGACAAAGAAAUACAUGAAACCAUUGAUGUCGCUGAGGGAGAAGAUCCAUACAUUGGGGAAGAAUAUGAACCAUCCAAUGAACUUCCUUCGGUCUUGGAAAUCCGAAAGCUAGAAGAAAUUGCAAGAUUAAAAGAAAUCUGGAAACGAAAGCAGACGAAAUGGGACAAAGAGAAUCCGGAAAUCAAGGAGGCAAUAAUACGAUGCGCAAUCGAGAAUAAAGGAUAUGACAGAACGAUUGUUCCAAAAGCUACAAUGCAUCGAUGGGCCAAGCAGUUUAGAGAAACAAAAGCAUAUGCAGAGGCAGUAAAGUGA
This is a messenger RNA of Zychaea mexicana, 333 nucleotides long. RefSeq lists its product as uncharacterized. Bases 1 to 333 code for a protein of 110 amino acids. The transcript is spliced from 2 exons. The record is from RefSeq and is a predicted model, not a curated record. Lineage: Eukaryota; Fungi; Mucoromycota; Mucoromycetes; Mucorales; Lichtheimiaceae.